AUGGAGGCAUAUGGAGCAUGUAUGUAUAUACGAUGUCUAGAUAACACUAGUAAAUGGCACUCUCGUUUUUUAUUCUCGAAAUCAAGAGUGGCUCCAUUGAAGGGAGCUACUGUCCCACGACUUAAGUUAAGUGGAGCGCUUCUUUUAGCACAACUAGAGACAAAGGUAGCAGAUUCAUGGGGCAUAGACAGUGCAACCAUUUACUUAUGGACUGAUUCGACGAUAGUUUCAGGUUCGCUUAAUAGUCACUCCUCAAGACUAAAAACAUUUGUAGCGAAUCGAGUGAAUCAAAUAUUAGAACUAACAGAAGUAAAUCAAUGGCGACAUGUACGUACCCAUGACAACCCUGCCGAUAACAUAUCUCGAGGUAUAAGUCCGGCAGAAUUGAUCAGAGCAGACAUCUGGUGGAGCGGACCCAAAUGGUUGGAGGAAGAUAAUGCAAGUUGGCAAAUUCAACCCACGUUAAUGAACGAUGUAGAAGAGCUACCUGAAAUUCACAAGAUGAAGCUGGCGUUAAUAACAACCAAUCCAGUGACUCAUAUGAUCAACCAAUAUUCGGAAUGGAACCGGAUGCUUCGAGGAAUCGCCUGGUUAAGAAGGUAUACAAGGUACAUCAAAGAAGAUAAAGGUUUCAGAGAGCCAGGGCCGCUCCAGAUAUCAGACCUGAGAGAGGCUAAGUUAACGGUUUUAAGAAUAGUUCAACAAGAAGUGUUUCGUAAAGAGUUCAUAGCACUGGAAAAGGGACAAGAAGUUCCAAAAAAUAGUAAGUUGCGGUGCUUGAAUCCAUUUAUAAAAAAUGGAUUGAUAUUAGUGGGCAGAAGAUUGCAAAACUCAAACAUCAAUGAAAACCGCAAACAUCCCAUCGUUCUUCCUUCAUUUCACAAGAUCACAGUUAUGAUUUUUGAAUCCUAUCAUCGCGAGCUUCUUCACAUUGGCCCUCAAACAUUGUUAUCUGAAGUGAGACGUCAAUAUUGGCCUUUACUGGGUAGAGCAAAUGUACGAGUAGUAGUACGACGAUGUAUCAAGUGCAUAAGAGCUUGUCCGCGAUUUGAUCAACCACUCAUGGCAGUUCUUCCGAAGGAUCGUCUUCAAUGUGCGAGGCCGUUCACAAUCACGGGUGUUGACUUUGCUGGGCCCUUUUACGUACGUAGCGGUUUAAGACGAGUACCCGCAAAAAAGGCGUGGAUUCCCAUAUUCGUUUGUUUUUCUACAAAGGCUAUGCAUUUGGAACUGGCUGAAGUUUUCUCUGCUUCUCCAUUUCUAGCUGUUCUGCGCUGUUUCAUGGCCCGACGAGGAAAAUGUGCCAAAAUCUACAGUGACAAUGGCACAAAUUUUGUGGGAACUCAAAGGGAACUCGUAUCAAUGAUGAGAAGAGCUAGUGAUCAAGUUGCAAAGGAAGGUAUCGAAUGGCACUUCAAUCCUCCCUCAGCGCCACAUUUUUGA
Metopolophium dirhodum (rose-grain aphid) is the source of this 1443-nucleotide messenger RNA. RefSeq lists its product as uncharacterized. The transcript has a single exon. The record is from RefSeq and is a predicted model, not a curated record. Bases 1 to 1443 code for a protein of 480 amino acids. Gene Ontology annotation, molecular function: nucleic acid binding. NCBI's taxonomy places the organism in Eukaryota, Metazoa, Arthropoda, Insecta, Hemiptera, Aphididae.